Molecule: messenger RNA, 837 nt
Organism: Manduca sexta (tobacco hornworm)
Lineage: Eukaryota; Metazoa; Arthropoda; Insecta; Lepidoptera; Sphingidae
Exons: 4
Coding region: 157-603 (148 amino acids)
Source: RefSeq, a predicted model, not a curated record
UCUAAGGACGAAGAAAAAACAAAAUAUGUUUGGCCUGUGGUUAAUGGCGGGAUUUUUGACAAUUAUAAGUUUCCAUAUAUAUUAUAAUUUUCUUUGAUUAUAAGUAACACAGUCAACGAGUUUUAUGAAUGCAAUAUUAUUUAAAAACUAUUAGAAAUGCCAUUUGUUAAGAAUAACGCCUAUCCAAAGUUACCUUUUGCGGAAGAUACAAUACAGAAUGAUUUCUACAUUUAUUAUAAUUUACAAGACUUGAUGUCUGACCGCGAACUGUUUAGCGAAACAACUAAAAGAUGUAGGACUAUCGGUAUACUGCAAAGUAUUAGUGGGAAAUUUUUCUUGACUGACUUAGAUUCACCAUGUGCCCACUCUGAGCAUUUGCUACGAGUGUCUAUGAUAUACUUGAAGUCACCGCCCCAGUCCACAGUAGUGCCAUAUCCGGUGCAAGUGUUUGGUUCUUUGCAGUGGAGGAACAGACCAGUUAUUUAUGCUAAACUACUACAGGUACUAAACCCAUCAAUGGCUAUAAGAUUAAGAGACACUCUCCAAGCAGUCACCAGUAAACAUUUGGCCAGAACAGAUGAGGAAUACCAAGAGCAUACAUGAGUACUCAUAUCAAUCUUUUGUUGUUUGCACAAUAUAUUGUGGUGUAUUAAAUAUUUUGAACAAAGUAAACAAAGGGUAAAUUGAAAAACAAAUAAAAAAGGAUGCAUAUUUAUUAGAUCUUAAAUAAAUACAAUAACAAUAGUGACAAUUUUUAUAACAUUCCAUCACCACAGAGCACUGCAUUAUAAAAAAUAUAUUGGCAAUUAAACACGCACAGCAUUGAGUCCAUACUAA